Crotalus tigris (Tiger rattlesnake) is the source of this 4616-nucleotide messenger RNA. Its product is annotated as serpin B3-like. The record is from RefSeq and is a predicted model, not a curated record. The transcript has 10 exons. Gene Ontology annotation, biological process: negative regulation of endopeptidase activity. Lineage: Eukaryota; Metazoa; Chordata; Lepidosauria; Squamata; Viperidae. Bases 2632 to 3804 code for a protein of 390 amino acids. Gene Ontology annotation, molecular function: serine-type endopeptidase inhibitor activity.
UAUAUGGAUAAUCAAAUUAUGUUCAAAAUCAAUUCAAAAUGUAAUACAACAAUGACAAAACCUUGCACAUUACAAAUGAUCUCUAUAUAUUUUGGAGCUAAAUUUUUUGAAGGAUUACCUGCAGAUGUGUAACUUUUAAAGUUGAAAGCCAAACAGAUGUAUAGAUAAUAAAAGCCAAGCAGAGUUGGACGUAGUUAAUAUUUGGGUAGUGUUUGAACCCCAAACACUUCAGCCUACUUACAGAGUAGGCUGAAUUUUUUUUAAAAAAAAUCCUUCCUUUAAGGCAACCGAUUCCCUACUGUAGCCAAGGAAAGCAUAGGUGUCCAUAAAGUCCCUAAAAAUUGUCUUGACUUUACUUGUCCAUGUUUGGACUUUUCCAUGUUUGAAAAUCCUAGUCAAUUUUUUAAAAAAUAUUUUAUUGUUUUCUUUACAAUAACAAUCUCCAGUGCCUGGUGUACAGUGUAUUGUCUUGGUUUAUAUAUUUGAAAAAAAAAAACCAAUAAUAAUUAAUUCAGUCAAUAAUGAUUAAUUUUGAUAAUUCCAUAAUUAGUAUAUUAAUUAAUAAUAUAUUUCUUUGAUCUUUCCUUUUCCCAAUUGUAUUCUUUUUCUUCAACCUUAAAUAGAUAUAAUUCUUAAUAUUUGCAAAGUAUAAAUUAUUAAAUAUAAACAUUUUUUCAUGUUUGUACUGUAUUUCUUACCUGUCUUAUAGCAGCUACGUAUAACAUCCUUUCUGAACAGCUUAUAUGUCACUUGUUUUUAUAAAAAUUACAUCAUCUCAAUAUUUUUACAUUUCAUAUAUUGUAAAACAUACUAUACUACUUAAAUCUCUUAUUCCUCUUAUUGUAGGGUCCCUUUAUGUUCAAAGUUCUCUAUUCUUUUAACCAUAUUCAAACAAGUGUUUGCUCAUGUAAUACUCCAUCUGGCAGGGCGAGUCUAAUCUUUUGAAUCUGUCUCUAGCCUUCUUCUUUUGCCGAGUAGCUUUCCAAGUUGAUAUAUUUUGCUAACCUUCAGUUUUUGUAAGUUUUGUUGAGAGUAAAGAAGAUAGAAUAGGUAAAAUAUAUACUUUCUGUCUCCCAAACUCUGAUGAUUCACCUGGAAAUUCUAUAGUCCAUUCCAUUGUUGUUGUUAUGUCAAAGUCUUAUACAUUUUUUUGUAUUUGUAUUAAAUUGUUUGUAGCUUUGUUGAUUUGAUCAUGUUCUUCUAUUAUCUAUUAUCAUGUGUUCUAUUAUCUGAUUUGUUUAUUCAUUCACUUUGUUCGUUCAGUCAUUUUCUGGGUGCUUUUUGAUUGUAGCUUUAAAUUAGAUGUGCUUAUUUAUGUCGUCAAAGUUGUUUCUGAUUUCCUUAUGGUUUAAAGCUAUUGUCAUUUGUACCUGUUGUAACAUUAUGUACAUUUCCUCCUGGAAAGUAUUUGUCUUGCCUGGAAAUAUUGCUUCUGGAGGUCUUUGAUGUUCCAGGCUAGAUCUUUCAGGGGUAAAUAUUGAGUGUGGUGUCCUGUCAUUUUUUGAUAAGUGUAUUAUAUCCAUGUUGUCUCCCCCCUUCAAAUAGUCUUUCAUCAAUAUUUUAGUCUCUGAAUUAGUUAUCCAACUUAUCAGUCUCAGAGUUGCACAACCCAAUCUCAUAUAGCUCUUAUCUUUAUAUAUGGUUUUUGUAGUUCAAUAUAUUUCCAAUUAUUAAGGCCUCAGUGAAAGCAGUAUUUUGUAACAGGUUUUUUUCUUCAGGGGUCAAUUAUCAAUCUGUCAGAGUUGCAAUUCAGUAUGUUUAGCCACCUUAAGUCCUUCCUGCAAUUUUUCCUCUAAAAGAUUAUCCAAGAGCUGAAGUUUUUCUUUUUUUGUAAACAAUUCUUAAGUUUAGACAACAGUCCAUGUAUUUUUCUUUCAGACACUUUUUAAUCUUAUUUGUUUAAACAAAGCUCUUUUUUUGUUCCCAGCUGUCUUCUUGAAGGUUAUUAAAGUUCAAGGGAACAGAUUAUUCUUUGUUUCUAGGCACCUUGCCAAUUUCUCAGUCAUUUAUUGUUAAUGUUCUGUGCUCUGGUUCUCUACUAGGUGUCAGUAGUUGUUAUUUUCCAGUUUUUUUCAGACAAUAGUUAUUAUUGUUAUAUAUUUUUUUUAUAAUUUCAUUGAAGCCCUUUAAGGUAUAGUCUUAAUAGUUUUAUUAGUUUCUAGAUUUAUCCAAACUGUAGUAUUUAAAAUUUAAUUUCAAUAUAUUUCUUUCUCCCUUAGUAUUAAUUCGUGGCUCCCGUCUAUGAGGGAGUGGGGGUGAAGUCCCCUCCCUUCACUUUUGGAGGUUUUCUUGCUUUGGGGGUCUUUCCGAAGGAUUCAGUUAAAAGGUAGAAGAAAGAAGAUUGAUACUCUCACAGUUCCAAGCAUGCUGUUCACCGAUGUUCUGGUUCGUGCUCUUGGACUUCAGCUGCAAGUAGCUUGGGCUAGACACUGAUGUACAGCUAAGGUUCUUGGACUUUGGAUGGAUUGGAUUUUUUUUCUCUCCUUUUGGUGCUGCCUGAUUUCACAUGUUGAAGGCAUCCCAUUCACUGGCAGCCUCAGAUUACGGUAUCACCUCUGAAGUCAAGGAAGCGUUGGGCUACUUUUGCUUUGGCAUCAAGACUGAAUACAGUAAAGAGGUACUAUUUCCACCAUGGACAGCCUUGUUGAAGCAAACAACAGAUUUUCUAUGGACUUCUUUAAAAGCAUGGAAGAAGAGCGAUCCAAUAGAAUCACCUUUUUCUCUCCAUUUAGUUUCGUAGAAGCUUUAGCUAUGGUCCUAUUUGGUGCUAGGGGUAACACUGCUCUUGAAAUAGAAAAGGUCCUUCAUUUUGAUAAAAUCACAGGAUCCAGGAUGUCUACAAACGGGCUUGCUCAGUGUGACAAACCUGGUGGACUUCACAACCAGUUCAAGGAACUCCUAUCAGCCAUUAACCAACCUGCUAAAAACUAUACAUUGAGCAUAGCCAACCGGCUGUAUGGAUCGGACAUUUAUGAAUUUCUCCAGCAAUUCACAGAGUGCACUAAAGAGCUUUAUCAUGCAGAAUUAGAAAGAGUUGAUUUUGUGAAUGUUGAGGAAACUAGAAAGAAAAUUAAUUCCUGGGUUGAAAGCCAAACAAAUGGUAAAAUCAAGGAACUGUUUGCUCCUCACUCGAUUGGCAAAAACACUGCAAUGAUCUUGGUAAAUGCUAUAUAUUUCAAAGGAAAGUGGAAGUGUCAGUUUAACUCCAAGGAGACACAUGAAGCAGACUUUUGGACUAGUAAGGAGCAGAGCAAAAAAGUGCAAAUGAUGGCUCAAACGGGCAGAUUUAACUAUGCUAAAAUAACAAACCCACCGAUGGAAGUGCUUGAGUUUCCCUAUGAUAAGGGAAUCCUAAGCAUGUACAUAUUUCUACCAGACAAGAAUGGGACUACACAAGAGAUUGUGAAGCAACUCAGUUAUGAAAAAUUUCAGGAAUGGACCAGUUCAACAAGCAUGCAGGUCACAAAGAUUACGAUUUUUCUGCCAAAAUUCAAGGUGGAAGAAGAAUAUGCGCUCAUUCCAACUUUAAAAAAGAUGGGAAUUAAGGAUGUGUUUAUUGCACACAAAGCUGAUUUAUCUGGCAUAUCUGAGAGUCCGGACCUGGUCGUAUCUGAGUUCCGUCAUAAAGCCUGUAUUGAAGUGAACGAAGAAGGUACCGAAGCAGCUGCUGCUACUGAUGUAGUUACAGUUCCUACAAGUGCACAAACUAUUCCUAAGUUUAAUGUGAAUCGCCCCAUAUUGUUUAUUAUAAAACAUAAUUCCACCAAGUGUAUUCUUUUUGCUGGCAAAUUUUUUUCACCAUAAAUAACAGGUGCUGCUACAUUAAAAAAUAUAUUUCCAUCUGUUGUAAGUGACCAAGACUUCUGCAUUCCAAAUUCCAUUCUCAACUUGGCUAACAAAUUAUUUCCUCUCUUAAGAAAGAGCAAAUUGUGAGAUACAGUUUUUAUUUGCCUGCUGAGGUAAAAAUCCCCUUUACAUUGACAUGUGUGUAGAAUCCAAAGAAUACAAAUCUGAAUGUUCCUUGUGACACAGAGCCCUUAACUAUAGGGAGCUUGACAUACAGGAAGCAAAGGAAACGGGGACAAGGGAGUUAGUGACUCCUAAAACCAACUCCCACAAAUUAAGCCUCAAGCAGAGAACCUUGGAACCUCUUUGAGUUUGAUAAUGUAUACUUUAAAAAAAAAUAGAAAUAUCCCAUAUAAAUUUUGAAAUCUCAUAAAGCAGGCCUGGAUCUCAUCAAUGUCCCAAUAAUUAAUUAGCUAAUAUUAAUAUGUGUACAAUAGAUCUGUGAUGGAAGAAAUGUGAGAUAUACAUUCUGUUCAAUAAAAACAGAAGAAACCAAUGGUUUCAAUUGAAGAGUGCAGUAAAACCCGCUAAUAACCUUGUUGUUGCUUCUGAAUGUAUUAGCUUCAGUGGAUGACUUGCUUAAGGCAUUUUCCGAUUUCUGAUUAUGAAAUUUAAACUUGAGUACACAGUAAGCUGCUUUGUCUUCCAUUCAUAACUAAAAAUCGAGUUAGUUUUAUUCUGAUUCUGCUCUCUGUCUAAGCUAAAUAUAUUUUGUGAUCUCUUGAGUGUAAAACUACAAUAAUAUCUGAAUAAACAUAUACAGUACAUGA